AAAAAAUUCAUCAAUAAAUGUGAAUUAUCAAUAAUAAAUGAAAAUAUUUUGGGAUUCCCUGUUCCGUGUGUUUGGGUUAGUAUCAAUAAAAAUAUAAGCGAGAAUAAAUGAUUGGGCGUCGUUUAUGUCGUUGAACGGCUAUUGGACAUCUGCUUUUGUUCUGUUGGAAAAUCGCGAUACGCCAAUUUUGGUUGGAUGCGCUAAUUUGAGCGGCAAAUUCAUUUGUUUGGAUUGCGAAAAUUAAACAAUCAUGUCCGUGUUCUUGGUGAAUCCGACCACUGAAGAGGAAGAGGAAGAUAAUCCGACUGAAGAAGGUUCUAAUGCUAUAACAAUAAACGUAGAAGACAAUCCUAGAUGCAAUGUAGCUGCUUUAAAUCAGUUUUGGCCUAAAGUAAUCGAGGAUAUCAGAAAAAUCGGAACAUUAGAUUUAAAAACACAAGCGUUACCUCUAGCUAGAAUAAAAAAAGUAAUGAAAUUAGACGAUAAUGUGAAAAUGAUUAGUGCUGAAGCGCCAAUGUUGUUCUCAAAGGCUGCAGAGAUAUUCAUUAAUGAACUGACACUUCGUGCAUGGAUUCAUACUGAAGAUAAUCGUCGACGAACUCUACAGAGAAAUGAUAUCGCUAUGGCAAUCACCAAGUACGAUCAGUUUGAUUUUCUUAUCGAUAUUGUACCCAGAGAAGAAGCAAAAAUUGUUACUAAAGGUGUAAAUGAUAUUAAGACCACACUGAAUCCUGAUCAAGUUCAGUAUUAUUUUCAACUUGCCCAACAACAACAACAACAACAGCAAACAAAUAAUGCCACAGCUUCUAGUACUGGACAAACAAUACAAAUCUUACAACCAGUAACGAGUCAAGUUGUAGCAUUAGGAAAUGGUUCACAAGAUCAAGUAAAUAUAGAAAACAUUUCAAAUAAUACAUCAAACAUUACAACUAGUACUUCUACUACAGUAACUGGCAGCCAACAAGCUCAAGUAAUACAAUUACAAGGCAAUACUCAAACAUUAAAUGCAAAUUCAAGUGGUGUACUUCAAUUUGUUCAACAAGUUAUCACUCCAACGGGUGAAAUACAACAUAUACCUAUACAGCUUAAUUCCAAUCAAAUGCAAAUGCUUCGUAUGCAAGUUCAAAAUUCUCCUCAAACUCAACAAGUUCAAGUAGUUCAAUCACAACCUCAAAUCAUACAAGUGGCCCCUCAAGCUAAUGGACCUUCACCAGUGUACAUAUCUCAACCAACUGUUAAUCCAACUACAAGUCCAGAAUAAAUAAUUGUAAAUAAAAUUUAACUUCUAUAAA
Sipha flava (yellow sugarcane aphid) is the source of this 1292-nucleotide messenger RNA. Its product is annotated as nuclear transcription factor Y subunit gamma-like. The record is from RefSeq and is a predicted model, not a curated record. The coding region runs from base 251 to 1261 and encodes 336 amino acids. Gene Ontology annotation, cellular component: nucleus; CCAAT-binding factor complex. Gene Ontology annotation, biological process: regulation of DNA-templated transcription. Lineage: Eukaryota; Metazoa; Arthropoda; Insecta; Hemiptera; Aphididae. The transcript has 7 exons. Gene Ontology annotation, molecular function: protein heterodimerization activity; DNA binding; DNA-binding transcription activator activity, RNA polymerase II-specific.